AUGGUGAUCAUCUCUGCUCCUCCGCCUACUUCGUGUACUUCGUUUCUCAAGUCAUCCGCGUUAGCGGCGGCGAGGCAUUCUUCCACCGCCUCCACCACCUCCUCCACCACCGCCACAGCAUUUGCUUCUAGGAGCUCUUUCGUCUUCUCAGGCAGUUCUAAUGGUGCUGUUACUUCUUUCGACUUGGUGUUGCGCGCCGCCGCUGCCUCUUCUAAGUCGGUGAGAGGAAUGGCGGAAUUCGGUGAUGUUAAUCAGAGGAGAGAUUCCACCACCGCGGCUGCGGCGGCGUUGGAGGCUUCUGGCUCCAGUUCCAGCUGCUCUACCUCUGAUGAAUUAUCUCUCCCGCUCAAUUUCGUUGAUUUUCGCAGUGAAGAAGAAAUGCUUUAUGGGAUUAGAAAAGCAGCAGAAUCUGGAAGGAUCUCCUUGAAUAUUAGUCGUAGCAUGGAGGAGCUGUAUCAGAAUUAUCGAAAUGCAGUUUUCAAAAGUGGGGAUUCAAAAGCACCUGAGGUUGCACUGUCUAACAUGUCUAUGCUAUUUGAUCGCAUUUUCGUGGAUGUGAAGGAUCCUUUUGAAUUCUCAUCGUAUCAUAAAGCUAUUCGUGAACCUUUUGACUACUACACUUUUGGCCAAAACUAUAUCCGCCCAUUGAUUGAUUUCAGGAACUCCUAUAUCGGCAAUCUCUCUCUUUUUGAUGAUAUAAGGGUGAAGCUACAACGGGGGGAGAACAUUGUGAUGAUGUCGAACCACCAAACUGAAGCAGAUCCAGCUGUCAUUGCUUUGCUGUUGGAGUCAACACAUCCUGAUCUGGCUGAAAACAUGAUCUAUGUAGCUGGCGAUAGAGUUAUCACUGAUCCUCUUUGUAAGCCGUUCAGCAUGGGAAGGAAUCUGCUUUGUGUUUAUUCAAAGAAGCAUAUGAAUGAUGUUCCUGCGCUGGCUGAUAUGAAACGAAGAGCAAACACGAAAAGCUUGAAGGAAAUGGCAUUGCUUUUGAGGGCUGGAUCAGCAUUGAUAUGGAUUGCACCAAGUGGUGGAAGGGACAGGCCUGACCCUCAUACUGGAGAAUGGUACCCUGCACAAUUUGAUCUUUCAUCAGUGGACAACAUGCGAAGGCUUGUUGAACAUGCUGGUGUUCCGGGUCACUUGUAUCCGUUGGCAAUCUUGUGCCAUGAUAUUAUGCCUCCUCCACUAGAGGUUGAGAAAGAAAUUGGCGAGAAAAGGGUGAUAUCCUUCCAUGGAACGGGAUUGUCAGUUGGAGCAGAAAUCGAUUUCCAUGACCUUGCUGCCUCCUUAGACGACCCUGAAAAGGCUAAGACAGCAUAUACACAUGCAUUAUAUGAUUCUGUUACUGAACAGUAUGAAGUGCUAAAAUAUGCUGUCCAUGGGAAACAGGGUCUAGAGGCAUCAAUCCCUUCUGUCUUAUUAUCCCAGCCAUGGCAAUAG
Oldenlandia corymbosa var. corymbosa is the source of this 1440-nucleotide messenger RNA. The record is from the annotation of a GenBank genome assembly. NCBI's taxonomy places the organism in Eukaryota, Viridiplantae, Streptophyta, Magnoliopsida, Gentianales, Rubiaceae.